Apis mellifera (honey bee) is the source of this 2220-nucleotide messenger RNA. RefSeq names its product mediator of RNA polymerase II transcription subunit 15 (gene MED15). Bases 231 to 2153 code for a protein of 640 amino acids. The record is from RefSeq and is a predicted model, not a curated record. Gene Ontology annotation, biological process: regulation of DNA-templated transcription. The transcript is spliced from 9 exons. NCBI's taxonomy places the organism in Eukaryota, Metazoa, Arthropoda, Insecta, Hymenoptera, Apidae. Gene Ontology annotation, molecular function: transcription coregulator activity.
GUCAAGGCAGUAGUAACUGAAACUUUUACUUCUAACAAAAAUUAUUUUGAUGAUUAUAUAAGUAUAUUAUAUAAAUAUAUUAUAUAAAUAUUAAUUAGAACGAAAAAAAGAAAAAGAAAGAAAAUUUAGAUAAUAUAUUUUCUUUAUUAAUAAAAAAAAGUAACUUAACCUAAUCACUAUUAUUAUAAAAAUUUUUUAAAGUAACUCUUUAAAUUAUAAAAAAACAAAAAAUGUCUAAAUUAACUAAUAUGUAUUACUCACAAUAUGAAAGUUCUAUAGAAAGUGAAGCUGCUUAUGAUUCUGAUAAUUCAGAUACAUAUAAAAUUUUAACAAAGUCACCAUCUCAUGCUCAAUUUUAUAAAUAUAUUGAACGUAGAAAUGAUGAAGAAUUAUUACAUGAAUCUUGGAAAUUUACAAUACGUGAACAAAUAAAUCUUGCAACAGAGAUUAAAGAACAAUGUGGUAUGGAAGUUAAUCUAACAGAUAAUCAAGUAUGUUAUAUUUAUAAACCUGGUAUAGAUGAAACUCAUAUACCAGGCAUCAAAUUUAAAAUAACAUUUGUUUAUAUUAAACUAUUGCGUAAAUGGUACAUUAGUUUAGGACAUAGUCGCCUUCCAGAUGUAAUAACCCUUGAGAAUAAAGUAAAAAGAGUAUUACAAAGUUUAAAUCAACGUCCUGGACAACCUAUAAGCAUGCAGACCAUGCAAAAUAAAAUACCAGGUAUGGGUAUGAUGCCUGCUCAAACUAGUGGUCCAAUGAAUCAUAUGGGUCCAAUUCAAACCAUGCAAACUAAUUCAAUGUUAACACAACUAAAUCCAAUGGCUCAAGGAAAUAUGUCUCAGCAAAUGAAUCAAAUGGUUCCUAAUCAAAUGACACAAAUCAAUUCAGGACAAAUGCAGCAGAAUAUGCAAACUCAAAUGCAAAGUCAACUAUCUAAUCAAAUAAAUAAUCAAAUUACUGGAUCUAUAAGUGGAAUCCAAGCAAAUUUGCCACAACAAAUGAAUCAGAUUGCUCCAGGACAAUUAGGUCCUGGUCAAAUGCAACAACAAUUAAGUCACAUGCAAAGAAAGCAAGGUGAAAUGAUAAAUGCUGGUUUUCCUGGGCCUCGAAAUGUUACACCAACUCAAUUUUUAGGUCAAAGUCCAUCACCAUCUGCUCCAAGUCCUGCUGGUUUAGGUGCACCAUCAAGUAAUCAAAUGGUAGCAUCACCAGCAUUAGUUCCUUCACCUAGUCCACAACAUGCUAUGAUGGCAGGACCACAACGAUCUGUAGGCAUGGCACCAUCUCCUAGCAGUUCCUUGAAUACUCCUGGAGGUGUGGGGGCUACCCCAAGCCCACAACAAGAAGACCAAGCUUAUAGAGACAAAGUUAAACAAUUAAGUAAAUAUGUAGAACCUCUACGAAGAAUGAUUGCUAAGAUGGGAAAUGAAGGAAAUGUUGAUAAAUUAAGCAAAAUGAAGAAACUUUUAGAAAUUCUAUCGAAUCCUAGUAAACGAAUGCCUUUAGACACAUUAUUGAAAUGUGAAGUAGUUCUUGAAAAAGUAGAUUUUAAAAGAAGUGAUGCUAGUGUUGGACCUCCAGUUACAACAUUAAAAGAACAUCAUUUCUUUAGUCCACUUUUAGAAGCAGUAAGCACACAUCUUCAGAGUCCAGUGGUAAAUCAUACAUUACAACGUACUUUUGGUCCCUGUUUAGAAGCUUUAUUUGGUCCAGAAAUAAAAAAUUUACCACAACCACUAAAAAAACAAAAAAUAGAAGAAUCUCCUAGUGAAAUACCAGAUGUAUUACAAGGAGAGAUAGCUCGAUUAGAUCAACGAUUUAAGGUCAGUUUGGAUCCAGCACAACAAACUGGAUCAAAAUGUAUUCAAUUGAUAUGUUGGUUGGAUGAUCGUCAUCUUCCAUGUGUUCCACCUGUCUCAGUAACAGUUCCUGCUGAUUAUCCAUUGACGCCACCCCGUUGUGUAAUGGCACCUCACGAAUAUGCCACAACAUUUCUUUGCGCAGUUCAGAAAGCUCUAAAUGCACGUAUAACAAAACUUCCUCGACGUUUUUCUGUAUCUCAAUUAUUAGAUACUUGGGAAAUGAGUGUGAGACAAGCUAGUGCACCUUCACAAAUUCCUGUUACUGCUAGUACUGUAUUAAUGGGUUUAUAAUAUAACUUUGCAUAUAUUAAAGUAUUUAAAAAAUAUUUUAUAAACAUAAAGUAAUUAUAAUUAUAAA